Messenger RNA from Cryptococcus wingfieldii CBS 7118, 2730 nucleotides. Its product is annotated as transcription elongation factor SPT5. The transcript has 11 exons. The record is from RefSeq and is a predicted model, not a curated record. Gene Ontology annotation, biological process: regulation of DNA-templated transcription elongation; regulation of transcription by RNA polymerase II; transcription elongation by RNA polymerase II. Gene Ontology annotation, cellular component: DSIF complex. Gene Ontology annotation, molecular function: mRNA binding. Lineage: Eukaryota; Fungi; Basidiomycota; Tremellomycetes; Tremellales; Cryptococcaceae. The coding region runs from base 1 to 2730 and encodes 909 amino acids.
AUGUCCGACACCAAGAUCACAAGUCCACCCACGGGAUCACCAGUGGAGGAUAGAGCGGCCGGCAAGAAGAGGGCUAGGAUCGUGGACCCAGAUGAGACCGACGAGGAGGACUAUGAUAAUGCCCCCGAGGAAAACAAUGGAGGAAAAGGACCAAAAGAAGAAGAAGAAGAGGAGGAGGAGCCGAGCAGAAACAGAAGCGGCGACGAUGACAAAGACGACGAGGAAGACGAAGAAGUUGAAGAGGAUGAAGUGGACGAGGGCAGAGGCCGCCCCCGGAAGAGACCCAAGAAGAACAGCAAAUUCAGGUUCUUGGAUGUUGAAGCUGAGGUUGAUGAUGAGGACGAAGAGGAGGAUGAGGAUAAUGAUUUCGGAGAUGUGGCGGAAUUCAUUGACGAGGCCCACGACGAUGCUGUGGCCAGGGAUGAUCAGCAACACCGACGCCUUGAUCGAGUGUUCAAGCGGAACGAAGAUGAAGAUGUGCACGACAUUGUUCAGAGACUGAAGGAGAGACAUGCUGGAACGGGAAUGGCGAGGUACAAUGGAGACAGUGAUACAGUCCCUCAGCGAUUGCUCAUACCUGGUGUCAAUGACCCCAAUCUGUGGAAAGUGAUUGUCAAGGCUGGUCGUGAACACACUAUCUGCGCCUCCAUCUUCAGGAAAGUCUUUGCCCAACAAUAUUUUGCCAAUCCCAUCGACGUCAUCUCUGUCUUUUGCCGAGACUCCAUUUCCGGUAUGAUCUUCAUCGAGGCCCGACAGUCGGCAGCUGUCAGCGCUGCCGUCAACGGUAUUGUCGGUAUCUUCAUGUCUAGAGGAGUCUCUCUCGUGCCCAUCGAGGAAAUGGCACCUCUACUCAAGAUGAAGAAGAAGGACGUCAACUUGACACCGGGCAUGUGGGUCAGGAUGAAGAGGGGCAGACACGCCGGCGAUUUGGCGCAGGUGGUUGAUGUGGACCAGAUCACGAGUGGUGUCGUUGGCAUCAAAUUUAUUCCUCGUAUAGAUUUGACCCCCAAAGAUAAAAGGAAGGAGCGGAUGGCUGCUGGAAAACCAGGUGGUGUGCGACCUCCAUCCCGCCUCUUUGCCUAUGACGACGUGCGAAAGAUCUACGGCCGACAAAGUGUCCGUCAAGGGCCCCAGGGAAGCUACCAGUUCGAGAAUGACGAAUUCCUCGACGGUUUCUGUAUCAAGGACGUCAAGAUCCCUACUGUCGCCACAGAGGACGUCAACCCGUCUUUGGAAGAAAUCUCCCGAUUUACGGGUGACGACGAGACAGCCGCCAAGUUUGACCUCUCCGCCAUUGCCGACGCCAACAGAAACUUGUCCACUUCUCUGUUGUUCCCUGGAGACAAGAUUGAAGUAUACGAAGGCGAACAGACGGGACUGUACGGCAUUGCUGAAACCGUCACGCCCGAUGUCAUCGCUAUCAAAGCAGAAGGCGGUGAAGUACACGGUCAGAUCAUCGAGGUACCCGCCAGGAGUGUGAGAAAGAGAUUUGAUGUUGGUGAGCACGUGAAGGUGCUGGGAGGCAAGCAUGUUGAGGCUUCCGGUAUGGUCGUCGAGGUCAAGGGCGAUAUAAUCACCUUGAUGUCCGACCAGGGCGAGCAAGAAAUCAAGGUCUUUUCCAAAGAUUUACGAAAAGCUGCCGAUACCAGCAACCUCACCGCCACCCAAGGUAUUUACGACGUGCAUGACAUGGUCAUGCUGGAUUCCACGACAGCCGCCGUGGUCACCAAAGUCGAAGGUGGUUUUUUGAGGGUUAUCGAUCAAAACGGCGCGCCCCAAAGUGUAUCUCCCGAGCAAGUGACUCUGAGACGAGACAACAAGCGCUUCGCUGUGGCCACUGAUUCUCAAGGAAAUGAGAUGAAGGUCGGAGACAACAUGAAAGAGACCGAGGGCGAGUUGCGCCAGGGUGAAGUCAUCAACAUAUUUAGGUCUCUCUUCGUCUUUUUGUAUAACCGAGAGUACACCGACAACCACGGCGUCUUUGUUGCUCGUGCAGGCUCUCUCAUAUCUGUCACCCCCAAGUCGGCGGUCAAUGACCUUGGCAAGAUCAACCCAGCUCUCAAUCAACAGCUUCUCUACGGUGGUGCCAGUCUGAUGCCUGCACCUGCUGUCAACGCCAACAGGAAUAGGUUGAUCAAUACUUUGGUGGUAGUGACCAAGGGCACCAACAAGGGCUUGAUUGGUGUUAUCAAGGACGUCCAAGGUGAGACUGCAAGAGUGGAGCUCAAAACAAGCAACAAGACAUCGUCCAUCCCCCUAAUAUUAUUGAAACGAAAAGACGCAAAGACUGGUACUACCUUCCCUCUGGAAUCAGGGGGCAGCUUUGCUGCUCCAGGUGGGUUCGGUGCAUUUCACAACAACCCUUACAAUGUUGGACCAUACGGCGGACAGACAGCGAUGCACCCUUCAAUGGGUGGUGCCAUUCCUGGGCUUAUGGGCGGAAAGACUCCUGGUGCUCGUUUCGGGCAAACACCAAAUCCAUAUGCUGCGGGUGUUGACAAUGGCAAGACUCCUAACCCUUACACUUCAGCGGCUAGUGUUGGCAAGACGUCUGCGGCUGCUUACGCUGCUGGUGGCAAGACACCGGCUUGGGGCGCCAACGGCGGCAAGACACCAGCGUAUGGUGCAGCAAAUGGGGGAAAGACUCCUGCCUGGGGUGGUGCUGGUGAUAUGGGCGGCAAGACGCCUAAUCCUUAUGCCAUGGGCCCUGGUGGCGGUCUCACUCAGUAA